This is a messenger RNA of Lathyrus sativus (Indian pea), 858 nucleotides long. The record is from the annotation of a GenBank genome assembly. NCBI's taxonomy places the organism in Eukaryota, Viridiplantae, Streptophyta, Magnoliopsida, Fabales, Fabaceae.
AUGCAUCCAUUUGAGAAACUAACUUGCAAUGGACUAAUGAACACAGUAGAAGAAGAGACCGAAGAGUAUCACUUUGUUAAGAAAGGUUUCCUAAAUGGUAUGGGAUUCAUGCAACAUGCUACAAACAUCAUAGCCAUUCACAAAAACAACGUUUCCUCUAAUUUAACAAGACAAGCUCGUUUGGAAUCCUUUCAUAUUUUCUCAAAGGCAGUAUCGAUUAAACGUGGAGGUGAUUCCAAAGUUAGAGGUGCAUGGUACGGUGGCUCAUCAGAUCAACUCAUAGAUAUUCUAUCUUUCGGAUUCACACGAUGCAACGUUGAUGAAUCUCAUGGUAUUGGUAUUUCAUUAUUUUGUGCCAAUUUUUCCAUUGAUAGUGCAAUGUGUACGGUGGCAGAUGAGGAUGGUUUGAGGCAUGUGUUGCUAUGUAGGGUUAUAAUAGGGAAAUUUGAAAGUGUUGCUGCUGAUUCAAAACAAAGCCAACCUAGUUGUAAUGAAUAUGACACAGGAGUUGAUGAUAUUUUAGCACCAAGAAAACAUGUUAUUUGGACUGCUUUUAUGAAUUCAUACAUUCAUCCAGAUUAUAUUAUAAGUUUCAACUAUAAGAAUAUCAAGGAUCCAGAGAUAUUUGGGACAUUAAAGCCUCGAUCAGAAUAUGUGUUAUUUCCUAAUCUUGUGGCAAAAGUUUCAAAGCAUUUGAAACCAUCGCAAAUGUGUUUGUUACUCAAAAGCUACCGUGCUUACCAAGAGAAAAAGAUUACAAGAGAGAUAUGGAUAAAGAAAAUGAGGAAGAUAGUAGGGGAUAAAUUGCUGCAUUUACUGAUCACUCAUAAAUCCAAUGAUGAUGUGCAAGCUCUUUAG